AUGCUUCAAGCUUUUCCUUCGAAUGGAGACUGCCAGGAUUCUGUCCGUCAGGUCGACUUGCAGGAUACCCCGUCAUCCCUUCCUAGCUAUACACAGCAGCAGCAGCAGCAACAGCCAGAAGUCAUGACGGACUCUCCUCCUCCUCAAUAUCACCCUCCUGGUGCCGAGCAAACACACUCCAACGACAUGGAAGUAGACAGUGUUGGGAGUGAAAGCCGCUCUAGACGGGCUACUAGCGUUAUUUCUAUGGAUGAUAUUGAAGCUGCUCAGGCCCUCGAAGGGCUACGCUCAGAAUACACCCAUACUCCUGUCCCGACACGCGCUUCAAACGACUCUACAUCCUCUACCACGCAGACCUCUGAGAUGAGAGAACAGGAACCCCUCUUGUCACUGAUCACAUCCCAUCCGUUACUAUCUUCCGCCAUCAAUAGUUCCAUGUCCGUCUACACAUCGUCCAAAACAUACUCUCCCAAGUUCAAGUACGGUGCCGAGUUCCUUGAACGCAAUAUCGGCCCUCGUGUUGUGAACACAGUAGGAUCGGUUGGUAGACGAACCGGAGUCGAAGGCGGAAUCAGAUGGGCUCUACAACGCAGGGAGAGCGUUACGGCCAACCCAAACUCCAAUUCAAAUCAUGACCAGGCCGUGGAGACUGCAGAUAUCGAGAAAGGCAUGAAUGACCUCCACACUAAUCACACGAGGCGGUCGUCCACCCUUUCCUCUGAACCCUUGCCCCCAUACGACAACGUUUCUUCCCCUAAAUACGACGAGUUGUACAAGGGAAGCCAACAGCCCCAGAAUUCACAAGACCGAUACUCCUGGCAAAAUCGACUUAUGAUCUCCACCUCGGGCCUCGGAGUAGCGAUGAGCGAGGAGUCGUUGCGAAGUUUGACUUACUGUCUCACCUGGCUACAGUGGGCAAACACUCGCAUUGGGACGUCUGUAGACGGCCUAAAAGAGGCACUAAAGGAGUGGGACUCCUCAAGUCAGUCAGGCACAGAUACCAAGGCGAACAACGAGGGCAACCAGCGGAGCCCUGCAGUGCUCUUGCUACAAAUCCAGCAGGUCAAAGGCGAUGUCCUGCAAACUCUAAAGAUGGUCGUUGAUGUGGUUUCAAAGUACGCUGGCGGAGCACUGCCAGAGAAUGCUCGCAACCUUGUUCGAAGGCACCUCACAUCUUUACCCCAACGAUUCCGCCUGGCGUUCAACUCAAACGUACCAGCAGACGAUUCUGCGCCUGAGUCUGACAUGAGAACAAGAGCUUUCCGCGUUCUAGUGCUAGCUGAAGAAGGCCUCGAUAUGAUGGGUCAGGUCAGCAAAGUCGUGAACGACACACUGGUCAGCGCCGAAAACUGGUGUGAGACACUACGGCGACCAAAGCCUUCUGCCAACAAUAAUCCAUCAUACCAACAUAAUAUGCCGCAACCACCUCCAUUUGAGGAUAGCUUGGAUCAAAAGCUUCCCAUCCCUAUGCCAGAUCAAAAAGAUGACGUUGAGAUGGAUGGGAUGGAUGAAAAGUCGUGA
Arthroderma uncinatum is the source of this 1521-nucleotide messenger RNA. Its product is annotated as clock-controlled protein 8. The record is from RefSeq and is a predicted model, not a curated record. The transcript has 2 exons. Gene Ontology annotation, biological process: endoplasmic reticulum unfolded protein response; regulation of transcription by RNA polymerase II; phospholipid biosynthetic process. Gene Ontology annotation, cellular component: endoplasmic reticulum; nucleus. Gene Ontology annotation, molecular function: transcription corepressor activity. The coding region runs from base 1 to 1521 and encodes 506 amino acids. NCBI's taxonomy places the organism in Eukaryota, Fungi, Ascomycota, Eurotiomycetes, Onygenales, Arthrodermataceae.